Triticum dicoccoides is the source of this 1028-nucleotide messenger RNA. RefSeq lists its product as uncharacterized. The transcript has a single exon. The coding region runs from base 128 to 772 and encodes 214 amino acids. The record is from RefSeq and is a predicted model, not a curated record. Lineage: Eukaryota; Viridiplantae; Streptophyta; Magnoliopsida; Poales; Poaceae.
UUCCCCUUCAAAACCUCCCACGCGAACCUCGCCAUCCCCACCCAUCAAAUCCACCGCCACACACGCCACCCCACCCUCGCCGGAGAAGAAGGACCCAUCCCAUCCAAUCCGCACGCCAGCGCAGCCCAUGGCCGACGCCGCCGCGCUCGUCGCCGUGCCGCCGCCGCAGCCGCAGCAGCGGCACCCGCUGAGCCAGAUCGCGGCGAGCGGGACGCACCGGCUGCUGCUCAAGCAGUGGCUCAAGGAGGAGGACCUGCUGGCGCGCCGCGUCGCGCUGCGGGAGGCCCGCCUCGACGGCGCGCGCAAGGAGAUCGCCUUCCUCUACUGCGCCUUCUUCGCCUUCCACGCCGCAUCCGUCCUCGUCCUCUUCCUCUCCGCCUCCAUCCCGUCCCCCGGCCCGUCGUCCUCCUCCUGCCGCCGCUCCUGGAUCCCCUGCCUCGUCUCGCUGCUCGCCUCCCUGUCCAUGCUGUGGGCGCUGCGGUACAAGGCGGACACGGAGGCCGUGCUGGAGCGGGUGCUGGCGCGGGAGCAGGAGGACGCCGCGCUGCUCGGCCGCUGCGUCGCCGAGCUCAAGCGCAAGGGGCUCGAGUUCGACCUGCUCAAGGAGGUGGACGCGCUGCGCAGGGCCAAGGCCCUCCGCGUCGAGGCCAAGGCCGGCGCGGGCGGCGGCGACGGCCCUAGGCGCUGGCCCGCCAGGGACCUCCCCGUCUUCGCCCUCUUCGGCGCCGCCUGCGGCGUCCUCGUGCUCACCAGGUUCCUGCUCUGCAACUAGGCCGGGUCUCACGAAUCAUGGUCCGUUCCGUGUUCGUCAGGACUUCGAUCGCUGGAUCGAUUCAUGAAGCCUACUGUUCUGUUCGUUCCUGCAGAACUGUUUGUUCUGCGAAUUUUGAUGUCUGUAAUAAGGAAAAGGUUGUCAUGCGUUCGAUUUUGUUCUGUGGUCCUACCAGCUGAGAACAAAAUUACCCUCUCAAACCUCAGUGUUAAUGACCAUGAAGAUAUAUGUCAAUCCCCUAAAUUUGAUCCUCUUA